Molecule: messenger RNA, 276 nt
Organism: Dentiscutata heterogama
Lineage: Eukaryota; Fungi; Glomeromycota; Glomeromycetes; Diversisporales; Gigasporaceae
Source: the annotation of a GenBank genome assembly
AUGUUUUAUACAUUAUGUAUAACUGCUGUGGUUCCGACUCCAUCUAUAGUGGAUAAAACGACUGAGCUGCAAGAACAUCCAUCUUAUCUCGUAAUGCAAUCUGUUAAUGGACGUCGAAAUCCCUUAUUAUACAAGAAUAUUAUGAUUUCCGUAUUAAAUUUUCUUCAAGAUUCAUUAAUACAACUAUCGAAACCGCUAAAGAUCGUUGGAAUAAAGAAAUUAAUUAAAUCUUCUACUCUCGCUAUGGUCACACUGUCUGGCAGAAAAUUAAUGUGA